Messenger RNA from Durio zibethinus, 1249 nucleotides. The record is from RefSeq and is a predicted model, not a curated record. Lineage: Eukaryota; Viridiplantae; Streptophyta; Magnoliopsida; Malvales; Malvaceae.
CUAUAGUCAUUAAUGUUAUCUCAAAAUUUUUUGAGGGUUUAAUUGAGAUAAAUCUCAUUAAAAUCGUAUUUAUUGUAAUAUUGUAAUUAAAGUUUAAUUUAAUAACUUUUCAUGCUAGGAGCUUUUGAAAUCUCGAGGGCCAUUUGAAAGGAGGAAUAUUGUGAAAACUGAGAAUUUUGACAACCGUAAUGAAGACUGUUGUCCCGGAGCUCCGGAUUCGUAUUCCUGCAACGAUAGAACAGAAGGCCAACUAACCAUCACGUUUUCCGUUUCCUUGUUUGAUUCGAAAAAGAAAUCGGACAAACAAGAUAAGACAGGUUUUUAAACACGAAAUGGCAAAAGCAGAGUCCAAUGUUAGCGAUGGAUUGACGCUAGACCUAGUAAGAGAUUCAUUGAUCAGGCAAGAAGACACCAUUGUUUUCAGUCUUAUAGAGAGAGCCAAGUUUCCUUUAAAUUCUCCAACAUACGACCCAUCUUACACUUCUAUUCCCGGAUCCUGCGGCUCUUUGGUUGAAUUCAUUGUCAAAGAAACAGAGGCCAUUCAAGCCAAGGCUGGGAGAUAUGAGAAUCCUGAGGAACAUCCGUUCUUCCCAGAUAAUCUACCACCCUCUCUGGUGCCACAUCACAAGUAUCCUAAGGUUUUACAUCCUGCAGCCAUGUUUGUUAACAUAAAUAAGAUGAUAUGGGAUAUGUAUUUCAACAAAUUGCUUCCAUUGUUUGUCACUCCGGGUGAUGAUGGAAACUAUGCAUCAACAGCUGCUCGUGAUCUCGAGUGUUUGCAGGCCCUCUCUAGAAGAAUACAUUAUGGAAAACUCGUUGCUGAAGUUAAAUUCAGAGAUGAAAGGAAGGACUACGAGCCAGCAAUUCGUGCUCAGGAUAGAGAUACUCUGAUAGGUUUAUUGACCUUUGCGAAUGUGGAAGAAGCGGUAAAGAAGAGGGUGGCAAAGAAGGCAGUGACAUUUGGGCGGGAUGUUCAGCUUGGUGAUGAUGGCAACAAGGGAAAGUAUAAGUUGGAUCCAGCUAUUGUUUCCCGCCUCUAUGGAGAUUGGGUAAUUCCCCUAACAAAGGAAGUUGAAGUGGAGUAUCUACUACAUCGCCUUGACUGAAACCUUAGCCAUAUCAGUACAAACAAGAUCAUUUAUGCGUAAAAACUGCUUCCAGAUUAUUAUUACUAUUCUGAAUUAUUAUCAAAAUUAUGACUUUGAGCUGAAUGCUUAAUUUAGUUUAUUUAUAUAAUUAUUUUUAAAAU